Sebastes umbrosus (honeycomb rockfish) is the source of this 2769-nucleotide messenger RNA. RefSeq names its product RNA-binding protein 4.1-like. NCBI's taxonomy places the organism in Eukaryota, Metazoa, Chordata, Actinopteri, Perciformes, Sebastidae. Gene Ontology annotation, molecular function: mRNA binding; zinc ion binding. The record is from RefSeq and is a predicted model, not a curated record. Gene Ontology annotation, cellular component: cytosol. The transcript has 4 exons. The coding region runs from base 214 to 1359 and encodes 381 amino acids.
UAGUUUUGUGUCUAAAUCUAACAAAAUAUUUGUGAAACUUUAAAGUUAUGGUGCCUAAACCUCAUUGACAGUGUGGAGGGGGCGUGUCUUGUUGUUGCUUGUUGACCCGCAGACAGAGCGAGUUGGGUGCAGCAGCAGCGCAGCAGCCAUUUCACUGUUCAUUCAUUGGUGUCGAGGCCUACACAGUCUAACCGGCUACACAGAACUUCCAUCAUGGUGAAGAUUUUUAUUGGUAACCUUGCCUGCAAUACAGCACCUGAGGAGCUGCGUGAACUCUUCGAGAAGUAUGGUAACGUCUCAGAAUGUGACAUUGUCAAAAAUUAUGGUUUUGUACACAUGACCAACACUUCUGAAGCUGAGGAGGCCAUUCAAAACCUCCACCAGCACCAGUUGAAUGGCUGGCGCAUGAAUGUCGAGAUGAGCAAAGGGAGGCCCAAGUCCACCACCAAAUUGCAUGUCAGCAACCUCGGCGAAGGGGUCACCCCUGAUGUUCUGCGGGCUAAGUUUGCAGAGUUUGGCACGGUGGUGGAGUGUGACAUAGUGAAGGACUACGCCUUCAUUCACAUGGAGCGAAUGGAGGAUGCCAUGGAUGCCAUCAGUAAGCUGGACAACACGGCCUACAAAGGCAAGCUGAUGAGCGUGCAACUGUCCACCAGUCGGCUGCGCACCGCCCCGGGAAUGGGAGAUCAUACCGGCUGCUAUGUCUGCGGGAAACAUGGUCACUGGUCGAAAGAUUGUCCAGUCAGUCGGAACGGUAGCCACGGUGACGGCAGAGGUCGCAGCGGCCGGGGCCCCCCACGCGGUCCCCCGGGUUAUGGCAGGGGCAGCUACGAGAUGGCCUCACCUCCAGAUGAUGAUUACAUGGGUGGCUCUGCGUAUAGUCGGGCGAGUUACGUAGGUGGGUUGCCGCCUCCCCCUCGUAGGCUUAGCGGCUACAGCCCUGAGCUGGGGGAAAGGUACGCCAGCAGAGCAGCAGGCUAUGCUGAGAGGUCAUCUGCUUAUGAUCGUGACCGUCUCUACAGCAGUGUUGACUAUUAUGAGAAGUACAGAGCUCGCCCUUAUGGCUCAAGCUACUUCGAGGAUCGUCGCAUGUCCUAUCUCCCUCCUCCCCCACCUCCCCCUUCCUCCCUCUCAAAGCUGUCCUCCAGUGUAGAUCCAUAUGACCGUCGGUCACUGCCUCCAUCUUCAGCCGCCGCAGCUGCCGCAUACUAUGCUCGAGACCGCAGCCCGAUCAGACGUGUGCCAGUCUCCGCGGCGGGCUACGAGCGAACACGGCUGUCACCGGUGUCGGGCUCCAGGAGCUCCUACGCUCCUCCACGGGCCAAGGAUCAUUAUGCGCCGCGCUAUGCGCCUUACUAAAGCCAUGGUGCCAAGGUCUGUUUGUGAACUACCGGACUUUUUCUUUGCCGUCAUUUCUUCAAGCUACGUGAUUCCAUCGGUCUGCGUGAGAUGCGGAAAUUAAGAUUGGAAAUUGUGUCGGAAUCUUCCAGGCACCUGAGAUGCCAGUUGCCUGCAGAUGCAUCGUCCUUUCAAUCGCAUUCACGUAACCUGUUAUCAAUAAGAAUUAUUAGCAAAUGGCACUGUUUGACAUUUAUGAUGUAUAAAACAAUAGUUUACUCACUUGCUCUGCAGGUUUCCAGCUCAGUUUUUAGCCUUUUUUUGUUUUUUUCUUACCUGUGUUUCUUCCUCGGAUGAAAAAAUUUGUUAAAUUCAGCAAAUGUUAAUUGUUUUGGCUUCUGUUUGACAUUUAGAAGAGGUUUUCUUGUUUCUUCACUAUCUAAAAGUGUACCUCCCUGUUUUGAAUGGAAUGAGGGUUAACCCAUGCUGCAUCAGUUGCUUGUAGUGCAGAUGAAUCUUAUCUUGUUCCUAGACACAACUUCUGACAUGAUCUGAGUCAGUUAUAUGGAUGUGGAAAAAUAUAAAGGUUUUUUUUUUCAAAAAUGAUCAUUGGUGUCGAUCAAUGUGCUGUGAAGGUCUGCGACUCUUCAGGUAUGUUUUGUUACAGCUAAAACCAGAAGUCGUCACGGAAGAAGUUGCGUUCUUUAUGCUUGAAACGGUGAAACACUCAGUCAACGGUCUAGUGGUGGGUGGGAAAGUAAACCAGCACUCUUUGCCGUCUGUAGCACAUGAAUGGACUCAGUGAUUCACACCGCAGGAGACAGUAAGAGAAAUGAAUCCAUAUCCAUGCAACUGACCUGGCCGAGCGUUCUGUUACGACACAGAAUCAUACUUUGAGUUAGUAUCUAUGGAAAACAAAUAAUCUCAAACAUUCCAGCCUCAUUUUUUUCUGAUUUUAUUGUCUGUCUACAAAAUCUAAAAUUGAUAUUUUAUAACACUAAAUAAGGUGUCUGCGAAUCUAAAGUCAAAAUUCUUGAAAUAAAAGCGUCACCACAACAGGAGUGUCUGCUGGCAUGCACUGUGCAACUAAGUAACAUCUUGACUGUUUUCUUCCCAUUGUUAACGUUGGAUACGUUGCCCACAGCUAACAGACAAUAACCCGUCACCUCUUGAGUCUUAGUGUGGGCUGGAUGUUCACUGUAUCAUAUAAUGCAGCAUAAGCAGAUCCAGAAAUGUGAGGCAGGACUCAGGGCUUAGGCUGUAGAAGUCAUGUGGCACUUGUGUUUUACUUGAAGGUGCCUUUGUUUGUUUUGCAUAUAGUUGGAUUUGAAGUUUGUAUUUUUCAUACUAGCUGUAAAAGUACCAGCAUACAUUAAAAAUCUAAACUGAAUAUGAUUUUUAAUAAAGCCAAAAUUAAGUUGGUGAAACUGA